Messenger RNA from Hipposideros armiger (great roundleaf bat), 1873 nucleotides. RefSeq names its product FAST kinase domains 2 (gene FASTKD2). The record is from RefSeq and is a predicted model, not a curated record. The transcript is spliced from 9 exons. Gene Ontology annotation, cellular component: mitochondrial matrix; ribonucleoprotein granule. Bases 1 to 1125 code for a protein of 374 amino acids. Gene Ontology annotation, biological process: mitochondrial RNA processing; regulation of mitochondrial mRNA stability. Gene Ontology annotation, molecular function: RNA binding. Lineage: Eukaryota; Metazoa; Chordata; Mammalia; Chiroptera; Hipposideridae.
AUGGCCCUAGAGUAUAAGCUACUGCUCACCAAAGGUCACAUUGCUAUUGCUGCAGCUAACUGUGCAGUGUACCCACACCAGAGACCAAUGCUGAUCUGGUUACUGGCACUAUUCCUUGAAGACACCACGCUGCCUCUUGCCGAUUCUAGGAUUGUGAUAUUUCUUGUGUUUGAUUAUAGGAUAUUAGUUGAUCAGCAAAUUUGGAAAAUAGAACGUGUCUUCACAUUACAAGCUGUGAUGAAAUGUAUUGGAAAAGAUGCACCAGUUGCUCUUAAAAGGAAACUGGAGAUGAAAGCCUUGAAGGAAUUAGACAGAUUUUCCAUUUUGAAUAGCCAGCGCAUGUUUGAGGUCCUAGCCGCCAUGAAUCAUCGUUCUAUUAUACUUCUGAAUGAAUGCAGUAAGAAGUUCCUAGGUAAUAUCCAUGGGUUCCUGGACGUUAUGGCCAGUGCUCUGACUGCUUAUCUUCACCACAUCUCUUCUGAAAACCUAUUGAAAGCUGUGUAUUCAUUUUGCUUGAUGAACCAUUUUCCCCUGGCCCCAAUUAAUCAGCUUCUUCAAAAGGACAUCAUCAGUGAGCUGCUGACAUCAGGUGAUGUGGAGAGGAAUGUCCACAAGCUUCGUAUUUUGACUACCUGCCUAAAGCUUGAUGAUACUCCUUAUAACAAGGCCACAGACUUCGCACUGCCACCGCUGCUGUCCGCACCGUCAUGUCCUAAUGAUAAGGUUGCUGAAGCGCUAAGGAGCCUUCUGGGAGAAGGAUCCUUCUCAGAAAAUGUGCAGUUACCGUAUAAUUAUCAUAUCGAUUUUGAAAUCAGAAUGGAUACUAACAGGAGUCAAGUGCUUCCACUUUCUGACGUGGAUGUGGUAACUCCUGCUGCAGAUUUCCAAAGGGUAGCUGUACUAUGUGUUUCUAGAUCUACUCACUGUUUGGAUUCAACCCAUCCCAGAGGAUUCCUUGCUAUGAAAAUGCGGCAUUUGAAAGCCAUGGGUUUUCAUGUGAUUUUGGUCAAAAAUUGGGAGAUGGAAAAACUAGGGAUGAAGGAUGCAGUCACAUUUUUGAAGUCUGAAAUCUAUUCGCCUGAAGACCCUCCAACUGCUGAUGUUAAUUUUCAAAGCACAUGUUAAAGUACAAAGCAACCUUUUCAUAUUAGGAGACAUAAAUUUUUAAAAAUGACUUUAAUAAAGACGACAGUUCAGAUGUCAUUGGAAUUUACCUGACUGCUCACCGUAACAAAAAGUGUUACUUCAGUUCACUGUUAAAAUUAAUUUUAAGAAUGGAGGCAAUAUUCUUAUUGGUAUUUUAGAAUAUGGUAAGAAAAUUACAGAAGUGUCAUUUUUUCCAACCAUAACUAUUCCCUCUAGUGCCCAGAUAUUUGACAGAUUCAUGAGCUGUAGGCUUUCCUGUUUCUCAUUAGUUUUGAUGGAUUGGAAACUAGUUUCUUAAUUGUGAUGGGUUGCAGGUAAGUUGUUGUGGGCAGUCCUUGGAUUUGGAUCUGCAUAUUUAUACUCUUGCUGUGAGCUAUUCAGCAACUCAGGCAUUGACCACGUUUUCAAGCACUGGCCACAUAGCAGUUGGACCAGACUCUCAAUUGUAGAUGGUAACAAUGAGGGAGGUAGCAGGUUAAAAAUGGGUGAGGAUUGGACAUCUGCAUUUUUCACAAACAUGCUAGGUUGAGGUGGCUUGUGGGCCAUAUUGAGAAACAGAUGAAGUAACACAGAGAUGGCAAGGAGGCCAAAUUUAUUAAAACUGAUAGGCUGUGGGUUGCUAACAUCAUAAUUCUUGCCAUUGUUGAGGUAAUUCCUUUUUCUUUCUUUCCCUCUCCCCCUCCCACCAUUUCGUGAUGUCUUUUAAAUUAUAUACAGAGUGCGCCCA